AUGGGAUGCAAAAUUAAAUGAGCAGGAUUACUCAAAACACGGAAACAAGGGGUGCACAUCAAAAUAUCAAAUGCGCCCAGCACAUGGGCGCGCGCGGAACUGCUGAACGACUGAAGAAGAGCUGAACUUUUGUAAACCUAAAUACCCAUAAGAAGCAGCUAUAGAGAGAAAUAGCCCUCUAUAGAGAGAAACAGAUGGAUAUGGAGGCUGAAGAAGCAGCAAGGCGUGUACAGGUUCGGUUCGUAACGAAGUUGAAGCCUCCGUUCAAGGCCCCGCCCAAUUCUAUAGCUAUUCCAUCCAAUCUCACCCGUUUGGGUCUUUCUGCCAUUGUCAACAACCUCCUUAAAGCUGGGAAUGAUGAUUGGAAAUCUGAGCCUUUUGAUUUCCUCAUCGGUGGAGAAUUCAUCAGGAUGUCACUAGAGGAGUUCCUCCUCGCAAAGAACAUUUCUGCUGAGAAAAUAUUAGAUAUUGAAUACAUUAAGGCGGUGGUCCCAAGGAGAGAAGAAGAACCUUCUGUACAUGAUGAUUGGGUCAGUGCUGUUGAUGGUUCAAACCCCAAGUUCAUUUUAACAGGUUGUUAUGAUGGUCUUGGAAGGUUAUGGAAAGCUGCAGGAUCUUGUAGUCACAUAUUGGAGGGGCACACAAGUGCAGUUACAGCUGUUUGUGUUGUCAAGCCCAAAGACUUUGAAAAUGGUGCUGAUGAAUUGGUAGCAACAGCUUCAAAAGAUAGAACAGUCAUGUUGUGGAAGGUUGAUGUAGAUGAGCUUCUGGAAAAACCAAUGAGCAUUAGAGCCUGUAAGGUUUUACGUGGGCAUAAUGCUUCUGUCCAGACCCUAGCAGCACAUCCCACUGGAGAAAUGGUGUGUUCAGGUUCUUGGGACUGCAUGAUAAAUCUAUGGCAGACAAAUGAUUUGGAUGAAUUUUGUGAUACCGUAUCUGUCAAAAAAAGAAAAAAGGGGAAAAAAGACAAUGAUCCUCAAAUAGAGGGGGAGGCAUCAUCUACACUUGUUGGACAUACACAAAACGUAUCCUCUGUGGUAUGGCCAAAGAAUGACACAAUUUAUUCAGCAUCCUGGGAUCAUUCUAUUAGAAGUUGGGAUGUUGAGACAGGAAAAGAUACACUAAACAUGUCUUUUGGUAGAGCAUUUAACUGUCUUGAUGUUGGAGGUGAAAGUUCUUCCCUUAUUGCAGCUGGAUGUUCUGAUCCUAUUCUAAGGAUAUGGGAUCCUCGGAAACCAGAUUCAUUGGCCCCUAUCUUCCAGUUCUCAUCACACAGUUCCUGGAUUUCUGCCUGCAAAUGGCAUGACAAAUCGUGGCAUCUCUUGGUUUCUGCAUCUUAUGAUGGAAAAGUUAUGCUAUGGGAUUUGAGAACAGCGUGGCCACUUGCUGUCAUUGACUCACACAAGGAUAAGGUAUUAUGCGCUGACUGGUGGAGAGGGGAUAGCAUUAUAAGUGGAGGAGCCGACUCAAAGCUUUGCAUAUCUUCAGAACUUCCAGUGCAGCAGUGACAAGGGUACAUUCACCAGUGACGUGUUUAGGAGGCUCGUUUGUCUCAUCAGAGCUUCCUCAUUAAUUAACAUUUCUAAUACACAGACAGCCAUGUUUGUGUUGUGUAACAUGUACUCAUAGUCUUGAAACUUCAACCUGUUUUUUAUGCAAAUUCAUAUCACAUUAUCACAAAAGCUCUGAAAUUUGAAUGAAGGGAAUUUGUGCUUAAAUUUAUGAGAAUUGUUCUUAAGGUAGAUGUGGUAUGUGGGAGCAAAAUUGGAG
Messenger RNA from Cuscuta epithymum, 1770 nucleotides. NCBI's taxonomy places the organism in Eukaryota, Viridiplantae, Streptophyta, Magnoliopsida, Solanales, Convolvulaceae. The record is from the annotation of a GenBank genome assembly.